AUGAACGUUCAGGUGUCUUUUGGUGAGAAUAUGUUGAUAGCGGUGGCGACGGGCACCGGAGCCUUCCUCUCACCACUGCUGCCGCCAUCGCCUCCUAAGAUAUCGUCCGGAAAAGGCAUUCAGUGCGCGAAACUGAGCGAAAUUCAAGGUUUAAUUACGGAAAGUAUUGCCAGAAAUCGUGAACACUAUAACAUCGCCGCCAAUACUAAUCAAUCACAAAACGGUGUUAAAGUUGAAGACAAAGACGAUGACAACGACGACUCCAGUGAUGUCUUAAUGGACAUCUGUACUAACCCUAAGAUAGAUCUAAAUAAUGGCAAUAAAGAAAGUUGUGUUCUUCUCGAAGUGGACGACACCGAAGACGCAGAUAUUAUAUCACUGAUGAUUGAUUCAGACGUCCCUAAAGGAUAUGAAGUGUGUAACAGUGAAGGACUGCCGGGAAUGCAGAGUCAAAUGGUAUGCAAUUUGCAGAUGUUUUCGCAGGUCUAUAGGGCUAAACUCACAUCAAUCAAACAAUUUGGACAUCAAUUUGAUUGGGUUAUACAGAGUCUAUUUGUUAAGUUUCGUCGAUUAAUUCCCUGCUGUUUAACUGAUUUGAAAUUCAGGGUAGAUUUACCCGAAGCAGACUUAGUACAAAUCACUGUUGUGGGCACCGCUAUCGGUAUCGGUCCGCCCAUCAAACCAAUCGCUAAGACCAUUAGAAAACAUACCGAGAGUGGUGAUACAGAACUCAUGUUCACUAUCGAUGCGAUCGGCGAACAAAAAACUACUGAACAAAACGUACAAAACAUAUCAUCCACGGGAGCGCCAUAUCAUACUGCAACCAAUGAACACUUUGGCAUAGAGUUAACUCCAUUGUCAUACGUGCCGAGCGGUCAAAUCGAUUGUUAUUUA
Molecule: messenger RNA, 894 nt
Organism: Medioppia subpectinata
Lineage: Eukaryota; Metazoa; Arthropoda; Arachnida; Sarcoptiformes; Oppiidae
Source: the annotation of a GenBank genome assembly